AAUUGCUGUUCUAUGCUCAUGAAAAAGUGCUUGUUCCAGAGUCUUUACCAUGCUUCUCUUUCUCCAGAAGUUGAAUUUUAAAUCAAGUACCAAAGAGGAGAGGUUUGAAAGAUGUAUGAUGACAAAAAGCAUGCAUAUAUGAUACAUUAACUUUUAUUUUUACAGGCUUUAAACAGUGAAGUAGCUGUCUAGGGAGCUAGAAUGGGACGACUUAUAGUAGCUGAAAAGGCCUUGGAGUCCAGCCCCAGGACUCUGGCAUCCUCAGGGGCCAAGUAUGGCCUUAUUGUUGGCCAGAACACGGCCGGGCGGGCUCUGGUGGUGCACCUCUCGAGGACGCCUCCCGAGCCGACCGACACGGCGAGUGUUCGGCCGACGGGAACCGUCAGCGAUGUCUGGGUCGCCAAGCACGCCAAGCAGGUGAUCCAGCUGCUGCCGGGCGGGCUCGACAUCCUGGGCCUGUUUGUGGUGGGUGGCGCGGACGUUCUGAAGACGCAGGAGGCGCAGCUGCGCACAGCGCUCAAUGCCAUCUACCGGGCGCUCGACAAACUACCUCAGCUGCACGACCGCGAGGCCGAGGAGCGGCUGGUGGCCGCCGUUGACCCGAGGACCAAUAAGGUGACGUGCCGGUCUCUGGAGCUCUCGAACCUUACGGCGUCGCUGCGCCCGGCCGAGUGGCGCUUCCAGGAGGUGCGCUGGCACCGCGUGCAGUCGGAGCUGUUCCUGGACGUGACGGCCGGCGUGGCGCCGCUCGCCGCCGAGACCACCAUGUUCAGACAGAUCAUGAUGUCUCUGGAGCCGUUGUUGGCGUCGCUGUCCGACUCAACGUGUCUGGUAGACGGCCGUAUGGCGGCGUCCGACGCGCCGCUGGCCGCCGACGAGGGCCGGCCCGGGAAGGGUGCCGGCCGCACCUUCGCGCUGGACCUACUCUAUGACACGGCGAAGACGGCGCCGGCCGAGAAGCUGCUGGAGCCUGCGGACGCCGUCAUCCGGGUCAGCGGCCGGGUCCACUGCCUGGCGUACCUCCACACCAAGGCGACGGUGGCCGAGGCCGUGUCGGCCCUGAGCCGGGACACGCGGCGCUCGCUGCUGGCACGCUGCCAGAUGCAUUGUGACAGCUUGGUGGAGGAGCAGCCGAGCGACGAGUCGGCGACGGUGCUGCACGAGCCGCCGCGGCGGGUGCUGGCGCCGCUCGCGCCCUCGCAGCUGCACGCGUCCGACUACCUGUUCCCGGGCGACACGGCCGCCGACAGUCUGCAGACGUUCCAGGACCUGUUCGGCCUGGAGCUGCAGCCCGGGGACGUGAUGGACACGGUCGAGACGCCCUCCGAGGAGCGGGCCCACUCGGAGUGCUCAUCGGCGGCCGGCGCGCUGGAUGACCUGCGCGAGCUCCAGUCGGGCGGCGCACGCUGCAGCUGGCUCCACCUGCUGUUGGCCGUCGCUAUCGCCGCCGUCGGCAUCCUUGUCUCGUCCCUCGCGCUGAUUGGUCCGCGCUCGCCCGGACAGCAUUGACGUCAGCGAGAGGGGUGGAGUUGAUUGGCUCGGCUGUGCGCGGUGGUGUCUGGGACUAGAUGAUUGGUCCGUGCCCGCUGGGGCGACACCAGUGGUGUGAAUCUGAUUGGUUCACGUCCGACUGAGCACCAGUGACGUCAGGCGUGCGGUGAAUCUGAUUGGCCCGCGUCCGUCUGGACACCAGUGACGUGACGCAUUUCGAGCUGACUCGUCUAUUCAGCCCGGCCACAGUAAUGCCCGCCAGUCCUGGACAUGUUCGUCUGGUGUCUGACGUGGAGAAGCCGGUCGCCUCGGCUGCCACCUAACACACACUGACGUCACACUGGCAUGACAUCACACCGUCACACUACCAGACAUCGGCGAGAGGCCGUGUGUUGCGCGUUGGGUGAGGAGCGGCUGUGAGCGACACGAACGCAUUCGACGCCAUUCCUGCGGGAACUUUGGCAGACCGGGCCUCCGAAGGCGCGCCCGCCGAGUGUGACGUCAUUUUGACGUCACUGUCGGACGGCUCCCGUGGUGCCGCUCUCGUGUGCUGGUCGGGAUGUGCCGGAGCGCGUGCGCCACAGCGGUCGGGGCCGCACUGCACCUGUGACCUUGGAAAUGACAACAUGGUUGCGAUGGGCCUCGAUCUGUAGUGACAGUACUUUAUUGGGAAGCGGUGUGGGUUUGAUGGCCUAUUGUUGAGUGGGAAUUGGAUAUUUUCUAUACAUUUGUUGAUUGUGAGGGUUUCAGUGCUCCGUCGUGACAGAGUUUGUGGUAUUCAAAUGUGAAUACAAGGUUUUGGACAA
This is a messenger RNA of Pollicipes pollicipes, 2297 nucleotides long. RefSeq names its product protein odr-4 homolog. Gene Ontology annotation, biological process: intracellular protein localization. Gene Ontology annotation, cellular component: endomembrane system. The transcript has 8 exons. Lineage: Eukaryota; Metazoa; Arthropoda; Thecostraca; Pollicipedomorpha; Pollicipedidae. The record is from RefSeq and is a predicted model, not a curated record. The coding region runs from base 202 to 1509 and encodes 435 amino acids.